Molecule: messenger RNA, 1479 nt
Organism: Lates calcarifer (barramundi perch)
Lineage: Eukaryota; Metazoa; Chordata; Actinopteri; Centropomidae
Gene: igflr1
Product: IGF-like family receptor 1
Exons: 7
Coding region: 53-1069 (338 amino acids)
Biological process (GO): signal transduction
Molecular function (GO): protein binding
Source: RefSeq, a predicted model, not a curated record
UAGUGAAAUUAUAGGUACUGACUUCUGAAGAGUACAGCGCAGUUUGGCGAAGAUGUGGAGGUUUCAGAAAUGCAAAGAUAAUUCGACAACCCGCUGGGACGGGACGACUGCAAAAUGUGUGCCUUGUACUGUAAAGCCAGGAUAUGAAAUUACCCCUCACUGUGGCUAUGGUGACGACGGAGGGAUUCACUAUCCCGGUUAUAAAAAGUGCGAAGACAAGAAGUUCAAUGACGGCAGCUGGACAACUUGUCAACCUUGUACCUCAUGUCCGCCUGGAUAUGACAUUUUAAGUCCCUGCAACACAACUACUGACACCCAGUGCUACGAACCAAGGAAACUGACGACUGAAGUUCCUGUCACACCGUCAACACCUCAGCACGUUUCAACUCUCUUCAGCAAGGCAACGACGGUGAGCCAUGUAAAAUCUGUCCAAUUACUUACGUCAUCUCAGACCCAGACAAACCAAGGACCCAGCUCAACACUUAAUGCAGCAACUACAUCAGCCACCCCCUGGGUGCAUCCACCAGUACAUCCUGGUACCGGUGCACACUGGGCAGUACCACUAACCAUCUUAAUUUCCAUUAUGCUCGCCUUGUUAUCUGCUUGCAUAAUCUACAAGAAGUGGAGAGGAGGUUUGCAUUUUGAAAGUCAACCGAGGAAUAACAAAAGAAGGUCAUUCAUCAAUGACGGAUUCUCUCCCCUUCCUGCUCCCACUUGCAACAAUGAUCUGGGGUACAUUCUCAGCCCUGACGUCCUAUCAGCACCUUUACAGACAGUGCUGGACAACCUGGAUAUUCUGGAGGAGUUGGUGAUCCUGUUGGAUCCGGACAGCCACGGUGUAAAGAGCACCAGACAUCUGGCAUCCCACUGUUCCUUCUCCUCCACCUGGAUCAAUUACACCUACUCUAUGAAGGACAGCAAGAGCCCUCUGAAAGCCGUGCUGGAGGGGGUCACCAGCAGGCACCCCGACUGGACUGUUGGGCACCUUGCCAAGCUACUCAGAGAAAUGGAGCGCAAUGAUGCUGUUGCUGUUCUGGCCAAGCUCAGACUCAAUGAGAUAGCUGUGUAGCAUUACUUUGCUAUCUGAUUGGCAACAGUCCCCCACCACAAGAUCUGGGCUACAAAUAUUUGCCAUUAACUGAUUAGCACUGCAGAUGUUUAUGAAAAAAAGAGCUCUUCAAAGGAACAGCAGAAAGAAGGCUUACUGAACUGGUCUGCACUGAUGCAAAUGGAGACUGUUCAUUAGAUGAGUAGGGAGAGAAAAUAUUCUAAUUUUUAUGGUUAUGAAGACCACAUGCAGAAUGUCACAACAGCCGUAUGUCUGCUGUGGCUUUGGAAGUUUUAAGAUGAACAAAGAGCAUGUGAUUGUGAAUUGCAGCCAUUGCAUCAUUCCCAUUUUGCAUUUCUUUAUAAUCACAUACUGCAGUAAAUAUAUACUUAAUCAGCAGAUGUUAAUAUUAAAAUAGCUGUAACAUUCCA